Geodia barretti is the source of this 858-nucleotide messenger RNA. The record is from the annotation of a GenBank genome assembly. Lineage: Eukaryota; Metazoa; Porifera; Demospongiae; Tetractinellida; Geodiidae.
ACUGAUGAGUGUGCUGAAGAGACACACGACUGUGGGGAAAAUGCUCUCUGCAACAACACAGUCGGUGGCUAUGUGUGUGUUUGUGAAGACGGCUACUCUCCUUUGGACGACAGAAACGUUAACUGCACGAGGCUUGCACCUACAUCAAUAACUCUUCCUGAAACUGCUUCAAUUACUCUUCCGGAAUUUGCUACAAUAAAUGCUCUGGACACUGCUUCAGUAUCUAUUUCAAUGGAUGUUAUGGGGACCCCGCGACCAGCACGGGACGGAAGAGAGCCAGGUCUAACAGUGGGGCUGACCCUAGCGUUAAUUCUGACGCUAUUGCUAUUGCUAGCAGUACUGGUGACUGUCUUAUUGUCCUACAUUGCACGGAGGAGACACGAGAGACAAAGACACAGUACAGGCCUCGGCAGCACCAGCGGCAGAGGGGAAGGAAGAGGAGGAGGUGCUGUAUACGUGGACGGUAAGCUCAGCACUACUCUUUUUGUCACUGAACUGCAACUCGACACCGACUCGCCUCAUAACUCCUCACCGACUGUUCACCUGACCACCAAUAAUAUUGCAGAUAGCACACGUACAAGGACAUCAGGGCAGCAGGAUACACUGCAAUAUAACGUAUCUCCCUACACCCCACAUCUAAGCGACGCACCCACUCUGUUGUCGCAAAGUCGCCACAACCCUCCUGAUCCAGUUCCUAUUGAGAAGAGCGCCACCCUGGUGCAACCUACUCGGCCAUUGGGUGACUAUGUAAACCUUGAAAACAACCCUCGUACUCCCAAAUCGUCUCCUCCAAACAGCAACAUUACUCUUCCAGAGGAUUCUAAGACAGUUUCCACAGACGCUGUUGGUAUCUCAGAC